Molecule: messenger RNA, 10670 nt
Organism: Cebus imitator (Panamanian white-faced capuchin)
Lineage: Eukaryota; Metazoa; Chordata; Mammalia; Primates; Cebidae
Gene: UMODL1
Product: uromodulin like 1
Exons: 22
Coding region: 4720-9141 (1473 amino acids)
Cellular component (GO): extracellular region; cell surface
Molecular function (GO): protein binding; calcium ion binding; peptidase inhibitor activity
Source: RefSeq, a predicted model, not a curated record
CACUGUCAGGGUCUCUUCCUUAAGGACUGGUUAUUGUUUAUGUUGAAAACACGUGUGCAGUGAGUUGUACCUGCUUGAGUCUUCAAAAGAAUGCGAUCGUUUCUUUGCAGCCUCUUAGCCUUGCCUGUGAUGCAUAUCACCUUCUGGCUUAAUCGUUAUUCAAUGACAAAAAUUUCUUUCUCUUCCACCUUUGUGGAGAGGGUUUCUGGGUUGGGAGCACAUUCUAUUUUUGAUUAUAUUUCCCCAGUAAUGGCCUUACUUACAUCUAAUGACAAUAAAUGAUGGAUACUUAAAAUACUCUCUAGUUCUAGGAGGCAUUCCCAUACAUUAAUUCAUUUGGUUUUUAUAAAAUCAGGAGGCAUUGAGACGCCACUAAAUUAGACGGGAUCACUAUUCCAUUUUAGUCAUUUCCCAUUUAGGAUACUGUGGCACAAGAGGACAAAUGCCACCCAUGGGACCCUGUCUGGCUGUUGGCAGAACAAGGACUGACCAAGGGCAUCUGGCUCCAAAUCCAGGGCUUUCCCAGGUUUCACUGUGAGGCACGUGGGGUCUGAAAACACCCCGGCAUGUGCAUGUCUACAGCCUGCCAUCUAAGUGGUCUUAGAUGUGCCUUUGCUGUGUUACAUAAGCAUCUCUGAGGGCCCUGGCACCUCUUCUGGGAGUUUCUGGCGUCUCCUUACCUUCCAAUCUGUCUGGCUCCAGAGCGAGAAAGCAGCAUGCCCGCCCCACUCCUCGAGGCUUGGAGACAAAGUCCCGGCCCAGGCUGCACCCUCACUUUCCAUCCAACCCAGCAACUGCUGCCCGUGGAGGGAGGGCAGUGGUCUCCAAAGUGGAAUGUGAAAAGGGAAAAGUCAUCCUGGCUGUGAUCAGGAAGCCGAGCUUCUGCAAAGGCAAACAGAAACAGAAAAAAGACAGGGCACAUGUCUGUGUGAGGGAGAGAUUCGGGGGAGCAAAACAGAGGAGGCCCAGAGAACUCUCCAGAAGGGUCCGAAGGCUGCCACAUGCAGGAGUGGUGCUCACCGUCCAGUGAGGAGGGGGCAGGCUCCUCGGGUGUGGUUGUUCCCGUGGGAAGGCCAACCGUGAUUCCAUGUCAGGAGGAAUUUCUGGCCAGAGCCAUCUGUCCACAGAAGGGGCCAUCCCGCUGGAUUUAUGGCCUGGUGUUCAGCAGGAUGAGGACCCAUCAUCAAGGUCGUGUGAGCACCCACGUCACCUGGAUGCCAGGGGCCCAUCCUCCAGUGCCCAGUGAGUGAGGGGUGAGGCUGAGGGCCUGCAUUUUCUAUAUGUCUCCUCACCAUGCAGGCAGUCCUCACCCACAUCCUGAGAAACACGGUGUUACGUCAUUGCUUCUGUAGGAGAGCCACCUGGAUGGGGCUGGAUGCUGGACUGGAUGACUCAAAGUCUCUUCCAAGUCUAAAACAUUUUUCCAUUGCAUGACCCUCCUUCCUAGCUCUUCCUCAUGCUCUCCAACACAACCAGCUUUCCCUGAAAGUAAACCCACCUGGCCACCCCCUGGAGAUGAGGGCUUCUCCCACCCUGCCUCUCCCUGCUGUGCACCUGCCUGGCAGCCAUUGCCAUGGCUGGCUGUCUUGGCGAUACAAAGAGGAGGCUGUGAACGCGUGGUGAUGCUGCACUGCCAUUUCUGUCUCCUGCCCUGGCAGGGAGAUAUUUUGGCCAUAGAGUAAUGACAGAUGUGUGAUUUUGCAGCAGAACUUGUUGAGCCUCUGUGAGCUUGCACAUAUAGGGUCCUGGAAGUCUGACCUGAGAUGUGAAAGACCCCAUGGAGGUCAAGGAGUUCAAAUCGCUCCAUCUACAGGUGGAGGAAACAGGGCAGCUGCCACCCCGGCACCAGCGCUGGAGACAGGAGGUGCAGCGCAUGCCGAGGAGGGGCUGCAUUCAGGAUGGGAAGCGUUUACUCGGCCCACACAUGUGCAUGUGAGAGUGGGCAGCCGUGAGUGUGCAAGUACAUGAGUGUGAACGUGUGUGACUGUGAGUAUGAGCAUGUGUAUGGGUGUGCAGAUUCCAGAGUGAACAUGCGUGAGUGUGCACAUGAUUGUGAAUGUGUGUCCAUUUAUGUGUGUGUAUGCCCAUAUGUGUAUGCAAGUGUGUGAAUACGUGGACAUGUGUUAGCGUGAGCCUGUGUGAAUGAGCAUGCAUGAGUGACAUGGCAUAUGAGUUUGUGUUUGUAAGUGCAUGUAAGUGUGAACGUGUUUUAGUAUAUGUGUGGAUGUGGGUGUGUCUGUAUGUGUGGGUGCACAUGUGAGUGGGGAUGUGUCUGUGUUUACGCCCAGUGUGAGUGCAUGUAUGUAAGUGUGACUGGGUGUGAAUGCCUGUGCAUGUGUGCCCUGAAAGCCGUCAUGGCACACUAGAGGCCUUCCUUGGUUCUCCAGCCCUUGGAUGCUGUGUGGGGGAUGCUGGCCUUUGCACAGAGGCCCUGACUAGGGAGAGUAAAUACAGGGCUCUCUGCUGGAUGGACUGUGGAAGACAUGCCCAAGGAGUGUCGGGCACCACAUGCUGGAGAAUUUUCUCCCUGUUGGGUUACAGUAUGGGAUUGUUUUUCUCCUCAAAGUGUUUACAUAGACAGUGCAAACAUGGAAGAUCCCUCUGGCCAUCGUGCAGAAAAAUAUGCAUAAAAAAUAACUGGAGAAAAAUGCCUUCUGUGGAUUAAACACAGACAGAAACACACACACACGCAGGCAGGGGUAUCUUUCAUUGUGCCCGUAUGAAAGGAUGAAAGGGAGGUUGAAGGAGAGACCAAGCUAGAAACACACUGUUCAUUUUGAGAUUUUCUCUUUAAUCACUUAAUAUAAGGAGAUAGCAUGUUAGAAUGACAUUUUACAGACGAUUGUAAAUGAUUAUGAAGUCCUCAACUGGUAAACGUCUUGACUUUGUCCCCAUCUUGGGGUCUGUGGUUAAAUCAUGAUAGACUGACAGUGGAGUAGAGUGUGAAGAACUCUGGCCUGAGGCUUGGAUGAGUCUAGGUUUAAUCUCCUGUUUACUGCUGUGUGGCCUCCUGAACCUGCUUUCUCACCUAUAUAACGGGGACAAAGGACCUAUUUCAUAGAGUAAUCGUGAAGAUGAGAGACAAUGGUGCACCGGACAAAUCUGAGUUUAACCUAUAACAUUAUCCCUGAUUUUACCUUCAUAUUUUAUAGAAACAUUCAUACAUUAUAGUAGCAAACAUUCUGAGAUGAUAUAUAAAAUAUAAUACAAAUUCAUCAUGCAUUUUAAAAGUCGAGAUUUACUUAAGUCAUAAUACUUUUAUUCUUUCAGUGUUCAUCAAAUUUCAUUUUCCUGAGUAUUAUAUAAUAGCUUUAACAUUUAUUCUUUUCCUAUUAAAACCUUUUUUAAUGAGUUGAUUCUGCAUGAAGCUUUUGGUUUUCUAUAAAGGCUGCAUCUUCCGAGGACACCUGUUGGGCACAGCCCCUUCACUGUGUGAACAUUUCCAGCCUCCUUUUUGUGUUCUUGUCAUGGUAUCUGACAUUUAGUUACCAACCAAGCAAAUGCAGCAGUCCAUCAUCUCAGAGAUCAGUCUGCAGAGAAUAAAAGAGGUAGCAACGUUGGUGAGGGUGUUAGGUAAGAAGGUCCCUUCUGGAGGAAUUGUUUUGUUUCUAGAACGCCAGGGAGUUAUGGUCCCGAACCACACAGCCAAGAUGAAUCUUCGUUAAUUCAUCUGAAUGUUUCCUCAGCAAAAUCAACAAGAUCUUGUUCAUUCAGUGUUAAAAAUUGGGCUUCGGCAGUCAGCACCAAGCAGUAAGAGGCAAUCAGCAGUGUGGUACAAAGACAUCAUAAACUAGAACGAAGUUAACAUGAAAUCUAAAAACCUACUUCACAUACACCGUGAUGGUUACCAAAAUAAAACAGAAAUCACCUAUAUUCUUAUCACUCUUCAAAAUAUUUUCUUCCCUUCUGAUGGCUCUUUCUGGAGUUUUCUCCAUGUGUAUGUUGCCAUUUUCAUGGAGAUGAAAUUUUAUGCAUUGCUGUUUUGAUUUCACAUUGUUAAGUGUUUUUUUUUUUAUGCUGCUAAAUCUUCAUGGUGAGCAUUUCAAUGCCUGUGUAAUACUGCAUCCAGAUGCUCUGUAGUAAUUACUCUCCUGUGGUUGUUCAAUCAUGUAAUUUUCCACUUUAAGUUAUAAUAAGUAAUGUACAUCCCUGUGACCACAGCUUCGUGUUCUCAGCCCAAGCUCCAGGAGGAGAGGACUGGGUCAAAGCGCCUGGACAUUUUUAUGACUUUUGAACUGCAUUGUGGAACCGUGUGACAGACACUUUUCUGAAUGCGAUGUACCACUUUGAUUUGAUGCUGUUUUCUCCUGCCAGUUUGGAAUGAUAGGGUAAGAGAAUACUCUGUGUUUGAUGGAGAGAGUCAGAUUUGGGUCUGAAAUGUGUUUUCUGCGUAACAACGAGAUGGAAUCCAGUGAUGCAGGCUGGGCUGUUGGGUACUCACCUUUCCUAAGAGAUGCCAUCUGCUUGGAGCCGAAUAGGCUGUGACACGCAGGUGCCCCCAGGGAAAUGGCCGUGGCAGUGGUGGGCGUUAACCAGCAAGCAUAAAGGACUGCUCCCAGCGGUGCUUCCUCUGAAGCCAUUGCCACCACAGCAGCGCAGGGGACAGAAAGGCCCCUUUUCUGGGUCCAGGCAGCUCUGGCCCCUAUGUGCCCUGGCAUAGGAGAGACCCAGACUGCUUGGUAGAGGCCCAGAGCCCUGUGCCACCACCACUGCCGGACGAUGCUCAGGACAUCAGGGCUGGCCGUGCUGGCUCUGGUCAGUGCUGUGGGCCCCAGCCAGGCUAGCGGCUUCACAGAAAAAGGCCUCUCCCUGUUGGGCUACCAGCUGUGCAACCACCGCGUGACCCACACUGAACAGAAGGUGGAGGCUGUGCAGACAUCCUACACCACCUAUGUGUCCUGCGGUGGCUGGAUCCCCUGGAGGCGGUGCCCCAAGACUGUUUACCGGACCCGGUACCUGGUGGUGGAGGUCCCCGAGUCCAGGAACGUGACUGACUGCUGUGAGGGCUAUGAGCAGCUCGGCCUCUACUGCGUCUUGCCCCUCAAUUGGUCCAGCGAGUUCACAUCAAGACCCGGGGUCUGCCCCCCAGAGAGGCCUGAACCAUCCACCUCCUCCUGCAGCUUGGACACUGACUGUCCUGGACUUCAGAAGUGCUGCCCCUGGUCAGGGGGCUAUGGUUGCAUGGCCCCUGAACCCCAAGCUCCAGAGAGGGACCCCGUGGGCUCCUGGUACAACGUCACCAUGCUGGUGAAAAUGGACUUCAAGGAACUCCAGCAGGUGGACCCCAGGCUCCUGAACCACACACGCCUCCUGCACUCCUUGGUCACCAGUGCCCUGCAGCCAUUGGCCUCCACUGUCCACCACCUGCACUCGGCCCCUGGGGACGCCUCCACCACGGUGUCGCAGCUGCUGCUGGGCCUGCCUUGGCCAUUGCCCGUGGCUGACGUCUCCGGCCUGCUGGGCGACAUCGCAAAGCGUGUCUAUGAAGUGGUCAGCGUCCAGGUGCAAGAUGUCAAUGAGUGUUUCCAUGACGAGCUCAACGCCUGUUCUGGAAGGGAACUGUGCACAAACCUGGAGGGCUCGUACCGGUGCAUCUGUCACCAGGAAGCUCCAGCCAUGUCUCCCCGGAAGCUGAACCCCGAGUGUGAAGAUUGCCCUACACUCAGUGACUACAUGAUCCUCAACGUCACCGGUGGCAGUUUUCAAGUAUCCUGGCGUUUGAAUUCUACGCAGAACCAUACUUUCUAUGUCCGGGUUUACCGGGGUGAGGCAUUGCUCAGGAGCGCCAGGACACGGGGCCUGGCACUGGCGGUGUCUGGGCUGGAGGCUGGAGUGCUCUACAGGGUAAAGACCGGCUACCAGGGGUGUGGGGCAGACAUCUCCACCACGCUGACCGUCAAGACUGAAGCCCAGGUAUUUGAAGUCACAAUAAAGAUCGUAAACCGAAACUUGACGGAGCAGUUACGUGACCGUAGCAGCGUGGAGUACCAGGACUUUUCUAGACAACUGCUUCACGAGGUCGAGAGCUCCUUCCCACCGAUGGUGUCUGACUUGUACCGAAGUGGGAAACUGAGGAUGCAGAUCGUGGCUCUCCAGGCGGGAAGCGUGGCCGUGAGGCUCAGGCUCACCGUGCAGGACCCCAGGGUUCCUGUGGGUGUCUCCACGCUGGCCCCCAUGCUCCAGCCCCUGCUGGCAAGCACAGUGUUCCAGAUUGACCAGGAGGGGACACUCGUGCAAGACUGGGACGAGUGUGUGGACAGCACGGAGCAUGAUUGCUCACCGGCUGCCUGGUGCAUCAAUCUGGAGGGCUCAUACACCUGCCAGUGCCGCACAGCCAGGGACGCCAUGCCCUCCCGCGCGGGCCGGGUCUGUGAGGGUGACCUGGUGAGCCCCACGGGCGGUGGGCUGUCUGCGGCAACAGGGGUCAUGGUCCCAGCUCUUGGCACGGGAAUAACAGCCCUCGGCUUAGAGAACUUCACCUUGUCACCCAGCCCUGGGCACCUUCAAGGCACCCCGACAGCAGGCCAGGCCUGGACCCCAGGGCCCCCACCCAGGAGAGGGGGCAGCUGUGUCGUUGGGUAUGACAGGAACAACACAGGAAAAGGCGUGGAGCAGGAGGUGCCCAGCACUGCCCCAGGUUUGGGGAUGGACCAGGGGAACCAGGCAAACUCCAGCCAGGGGAGCCCCAGCCAGGGGAGCCGCAGCCAGGCAAACCCUAGCCAGGAUAGCACCAGCCAGGGUAGCACCAGCCGGGGGAGCACCAGCCAGGCGAGCACCAGCCAGGCGAGCACCAGCCAGGCGAGCCCCAGCCAGGCAAACCCUAGCCAGGAUAGCACCAGCCAGGAUAGCACCAGCCAGGGGAGCACCAGCCGGGGGAGCACCAGCCAGGCGAGCACCAGCCAGGGGAGCCCCAGCCAGGCGAGUCCCAGCCAGGCGAGCACCAGCCAGGGGAGCACCAGCCAGGGGAGCCCCGGCCACAGGAACACUGUCAGGGUGAUAGGCACCACCUCCUCCCCCAAGGCUCCUGGGUCAACCCACAGCUUCCCUCCUGGGGCCACAGAUGGCCCACUGGCCCUCCCUGAACAGUUGUUGAGAAACUCCACCAUGAAGCCAUCCUCCUGGCCUUCCCCUACCAAGGACCCCACUGGCCACGUCAUGUGGCAUGCCACCCAUCCUACCUGGGAAACACUUCUGAAUCCUACGUGGCUGCAAAAUGAGGACAGUGGACCCUCCGGCUCUGCAGACCUGCCAUCGACCCCAACCCUUACACCUCUGAAGAGCCCUGCCUGUGUUCCCGUCUCCAUUGGGAGGAUCGUGGUCUCCAAUGUGACCAGCACAGGCUUCCACCUGGCAUGGGAGGUGGGUCUCGCUCUGGGCUCUGCCUUCCAGCUCACUCUGACUUCUGCAUGGAGCCCCACUGUGGUCCUAGAGACCUGGAACACGAGUGUGACCCUGUCAGGGCUGGAGCCUGGAGUCUUGCACCUGGUGGAGAUCGUGGCCAAAGCAUGCGGGAAAGAAGGAGCCAGAGCUCGUCUGAAAGUGAGGACAGCGGCCCGGAAGCUCACUGGAAAGGUCAGAAUCGCAAAUAUCGAGUACUCAGAAUCCUUUGGUAACGCAAGCAGCCAGGAGUAUCGACAUUUCCUAGAACUGUUCUUCGCGACGGUGUGGGGCUCCCUGCCAGCUGCCCUGCGUCAGCACGUGGAGGCUGGCAGGGUCAGGAUGGAAGUCACUGGUGUCACCAAUGGCAGUGUCAUGGUGGAGUUUCACUUGCUGAUCAUCGCAGACCUGGAUGUCUGGGAGGUGUCCUCUGCAUUCCUCAGCGCCUUCCAGACCGCGCCUCUGCUGGAGGUGAUCAGAGGAGACACCUUCAUACAGGAUUACGAUGAGUGUGAAAGGGAGGAGGAUGACUGUUCGCCGGGGACCGCCUGCCGGAACACCCUCGGGUCUUUCACGUGCAGCUGCGAGGGAGGAGCCCCCGACUUCUCUGUACAAUAUCCGGAGAGACCCUGUGAAGGUGACUCUGCUGGCAACGAGAGCACCACCAGCCCGGAGAGGCCCCUCACCGCAGCAGGGACCAAGGCUGCCUUUGUGCAAGGCACCAGCCCCACCCCCCAGGGCCUGCCCCAACAGCUGAACCUGACCGCAGCAGUCAGGGUGCUCUGUGAGAUCGAAAAGGUGGUUGUCGCCAUCCAGAAGCGCUUCCUGCAGCAGGAAUCCAUCCCUGAGUCCUCGCUGUAUCUGAGCCACCCCUCCUGCAAUGUGAGCCACAGCAAUAGCACACAUGUGCUCCUGGAGGCCGGCUGGAGCGAGUGUGGGACCGUCAUGCAGAGCAACGUGACGAGCACGGUGGUGAGGACCACGCUGAGGAACGACUUGCCCCCAGAGGGCAUCAUCCACUACCUGAAGAUCCUGAGCCCCAUCUAUUGCGCCUUUCAGAACGACCUGCUGAUAUCCUCCGGCUUCACCCCAGAGUGGGGGGUUUACACCGUCAUCGAGGACCUCCACGGCACUGGGAAUUUUGUUACCGAAAUGCAGUUGUUUAUUGGAGACUCUCCCAUACCUCAGAAUUAUAGUGUGUCUGCCAGCGAUGACGUCAAGAUCGAAGUGGGGCUCUACGGGCAGAAAAGCAACCUCAAGGUGGUCCUGAUGGAGUGCUGGGCAACCCCAUCCAGCAACGCCCGGGACCCGGUCACCUUCAGCUUCAUUAGCAACAGCUGCCCCGUGCCCAACACAUACACCCAUGUGAUUGAGAACGGCAACUCCAGCAAGGCCCAGUUCAAGCUGAGGAUCUUCUCCUUCAUCCACAACUCCGUCGUCUACCUGCACUGCAAACUCCGCAUCUGCGUGGACUCCCCCGGGGCCACCUGCAAAAUCAAUUGCAAUAACUUUCGGUUGCUGAAAAAUAGUGAAACCUCUGCUACACACCAGAUGUCCUGGGGACCCCUCAUUCGGUCUGAAGGUGUGCCUCCGCAUGCAGAAGCAGACCUGGGCACUGGCUAUGUGGUCCUCACUGUGGUGGCCAUCUUUGUGCUGGUGGUGGGAGCAGCCACCUUUCUGAUCGUGCACUACCAGAGAACGAAUGGGGGAUACAACUUUAAAAUCCAGUCCGACAACUUCAGCUACCGGGUGUUCUACGAAUAGGAGGCGCAGGCCGGCAGGAAGGUCGCCGUGAGUCAACCUGCCUCCAGAACCUUGGAGCUUCCCUGCCGGGCUCCCCCGGGACCCCCAGUGUCUCUCUGCAUCUCCAUCCAUCCCUCGGUUCUUAACUCUUCAAGCCUUAAUGGGAGUCUGCUCUGAUGGGUCUGCACUGCCAGCGCCUGAGUGAGCCCAGAGAAGAUGACAGCAGCCAUCGUCUUCCCCCGAGAGGCAGGCUGUCCUGUGGGUCCCAGAGGAGCCACACCUCACAGGCAGAUGAAGGGGCUAUGGGAGAUGGGGGCAGUGCUGGGGGUGCCCCGGCUCUACCACCACCCACACGGCCCCCACAGCCCAGACCUCCCAGACCUGUGACCCUCCACAGCAGCCCACGGAACCCUCCUGGGCUUGCUCUCCCUUCACAUCCAUCACUCUUCGGCAAAUAUAGAAUAUUCCACAUUCUCAGAGAGACCUGGCAGUGCUCUUAAUGCUCUUUUAAAAAUAGGUCAGCCUUAGAAAUAUACUGCUGAGGUUAUUUUUGGUGGAUGUUUAUGCUCAUCAAGCUUUCUCCUGUGUACUAAGGUAUUGCUUUUAUUUACACAGCAGCGACUCAAAAGGCACCCCAUUAAUAUGACAAUCUCUUUAGUGGUAGAAAUAACAUGUACACAUCACUCUACAUUUUUCUAAGCAUUUUCACAGCCAUUUGUUUUCACAUAAGCUGACCACAGGAGGUGUGAUUUACCCAUUACGUAAUGAGAAACCAGAGGAGACAAUGAGUUACUUAAUUGAGGUCACAGAAUGAAUUAGCAAGAAAAUCGUUCUAAAAUAUAAGCAUUUUAGUCUAGCAUUUUCUCCAUCAUACCAUCCUGAGUGAUAAUGCUUUGUACUUUAUUUGAAAUAAACUGGAAUUGUAUUAGAUAGCUCAUACCUGAAAGUAGAGUGUUUUUCCUCAACGAACUUAGAACUAUAACAUGGCCUUAGUUUUCAAUCCGUGAUAUUAACUUUGUUGAAUAUAAUUAAUUGUCAUUCAUACAGAACAUUUGGGGAAAAGGAAUAUUUGGAUUUACUGGAUAUUCUCAGAGUCAGUACAGAAAGACAAUGGGUAAUACGUGUGGAUCACAGAUUCUGAUACGUAGAAUCAGUUGCGUAGGACACUGCAGUGUGGCUGGUUGUGCUGGAUGCGCCAUUUGGGAUGGUCUCAUUACAGGCUCACUGGGCCUCCACCGAGGGCCGGUGCUGCGUCGGCGCUCUGGGGAGGCCAGGAACACAUCUCUGGCUCUUCCCAAGUCAUGUCCAGCUGCUCUGAUGUCAGCUGAGGAACUUUCACUUGCCUUUCUUGGAAGACUGUGACAUACUCAGUAAAACUGGGUGUUGAGCCCCAUGACCUUGUGGCUCAUUGGAUUUCAGAUAAAGUAAUUGGCGUAUAUUUAAAAACCCUGUCUUUCAAACUUUGUCUACAGCUUUCAUGUAAUCUUAAUACACAUGCCACGUCUGUUCAUUUGUGUUUUCUAUAAUAAUGAAAACGUGGUUUCCUCUCA